AUGCAUUGCCAAGCCGAGCUGAGACUCUCCUCUCCCGGGCAGCUGAAAGCAGCCAGGCGGCGCUACAAGACUUUCAUGAUCGACGAGAUCCUUUCCAAGGAAACUUGUGAUUACUUUGAGAAACUUUCUCUUUACUCAGUGUGCCCCUCUCUCGUUGUUCGGCCGAAGCCUCUUCACUCGUGUUCGGGGUCAUCCUCAUUGCGUGCCUAUCCGCUCCUCUCAGUCAUCUCACGGCAGCCCCACAAUGUGCACCCGCACCUCGGCCAGCCUCCGUCUCCGGGACGGGUGCCCCCACACUUGCCUCUGCUCCCUGCCCAGCACCCGCGGGUCUCCACCGAGCCUUCGCCCAGCCAGACGCCGGUCAGCAUCAGCAGCGAGUCCGAGACGGAGCACAGCACCCCCCGUCUGAAGAAGCCGCGCCGCAGCCGCACCAUCUUCACUGAGCUGCAGCUGAUGGGCCUGGAGAAGAAGUUCCAGAAACAGAAGUACCUCUCCACGCCAGACAGGUUAGACCUGGCCCAGUCUCUUGGUCUGACACAGCUUCAAGUUAAGACAUGGUACCAGAACAGACGCAUGAAGUGGAAGAAAAUGGUGCUGAAAGGAGGUCACGAGGCCCCCACCAAGCCCAAGGGGAGACCAAAGAAGAACUCUAUCCCCACCACAGAGGAGAUUGAGGCAGAGGAGAGGCGGAUGAGGAUGGAGGAAGAGGAGAGGAUGAGGAGGGCAGCCGAAGAAGCAGUGCAGGCUCAUGGUGGAGACGUGUCUCCUUUGGGUCCCCAGGACCUGAGCACAGUCCCCUCUAUAACAAUAGAAGCCCGCAAUCUCUCCGUCAUAACUGAUGGUGCUGAGCGAGGGUCACCGCUUCCAAUGCAGUCAGAGACUCAUGCUGCCAGCUAA
Messenger RNA from Lampris incognitus (smalleye Pacific opah), 897 nucleotides. RefSeq names its product BARX homeobox 2 (gene barx2). Gene Ontology annotation, cellular component: nucleus. Gene Ontology annotation, molecular function: RNA polymerase II transcription regulatory region sequence-specific DNA binding; DNA-binding transcription factor activity, RNA polymerase II-specific. The coding region runs from base 1 to 897 and encodes 298 amino acids. The record is from RefSeq and is a predicted model, not a curated record. Gene Ontology annotation, biological process: regulation of transcription by RNA polymerase II. The transcript has 4 exons. NCBI's taxonomy places the organism in Eukaryota, Metazoa, Chordata, Actinopteri, Lampriformes, Lampridae.